CGCAUCAUCGCGCACGUAAACAUCCAAUUUUCAUCUGGGAAAUCGCGACAAACAUGUCCAAAUUUUCGAUUUUCCCACAAUUCACACUCCUCACCUGCUACCUUACUAAACGAAUUUCCCAGAAACAUCGAAAAUGCUGAUCAAUCAGCGCUUGUCACGCCUUCAUGUUUCGAUAAAAUUUAAAACAAUUUCUACGGUUUAUAAACAAAUUUGCAAUAAGUUAAACAAAUAAGGGGACAUGGAAGCGUGUUGCGUGUUUUUCGCGUGCACCAGUUUCGUUUUAGGCCUGUUUUUGAUGUUCGAGUUCCACUAUUUCGUGAGGUCGUUGUUUUGUGUGCUAGGGGCGAGGAUUUGUAAGAAGAAGGUGCAUAUUUUGGAUGAAACUCAAAUCAGCGGAUUAUGUCUCACUACUGACAUAGAUUAUCUUCUGGAUCAUAUGAAUAAUGCCAGAUUCAUCAGAGAGCUGGAUUUCGCAAAAAUGGAUUUUAACUUCAGAACUGGAUUGUACCAUCUGGUAAAAAGCCGCGGGGGACAGUUGUUUCUAGGCGGGACCACAAUACGAUAUAGAAGAUUUAUUAAAUUGUUUAGCCGUUACUAUAUAACCACAAGGCUUAUUUAUUGGGACGACCAAAACGUGUACAUGGAGCACCGAUUCAUCACGCCAAGGGAUCGAUUUAUAAACGCAAUCGUCUUGUGCAGAGUCCGAGUGGUCAACUGCAACGCGGAAGACGUUAUGGCUGAGUUGCUCAGUACUUCUGGUGAUGUUGAGGCUGUGAAGAAACAGAAACCGGAGGCUCCCAUCGAGCUAGCCAAGUGGAUCGAGAGCAACGAUAUAUCCAGCGCUUCCCUUAGAGCUAGCUCUGCGGCUCCUAUUUGAGUUUAGGUUAAUUCGAAGUCGUAUUGGCAUACUGAUUCGUAGUUUGACAAGAAAUCUACGGUACAUGCUUCACCUUUCUCACGUCUGAAACGACAUUGCCAAGUCACAUGCUCUGCUUAGGGUGAUCUGAUACUACAAGCAAUGGAGAAAUGCAGCUAUUCUGUGACGAAAAUAUUUACUGGAAGCAACUUCUGCAGUUCUGUAAUAAGUAAAAGGUGUCUCAAUAAGUGUGCCGGAUUUGAUUUUCAAGAAGAAUACAAUAGUUGCGAUUAAACAUGAGAUGGGAAAUCCGGUAAACGGCCACUGCGAAACCUCUGGCACGGGAUGAGACUUUUCUUUAAAUUCUGGAUAACGUUUUCGCACAACUGUGGCUCUAUUUCAUCGAUAACGCGCCGUUCUCUUCUUUAAGGCGUUCAGCUGUUUGUGGCUUGUUCGCAUACACCUUUUCCUUCACAUAGGCCCAGUAGAAGAAGUCCAUUGGCGUUAGAUCGCACGAUCUUGGUGGUUAAUUUUGAGCGUCAAACCGAGAGAUGACACGGUCUGGAAACUUCGAUUCGAUAAAACUGGGGACACAAAAGCUCUGUUAGCAUUUCGCGAUACCGCACACCAUUAACAGUUACCGCAGUUCCAGCUGCAUUUUCGGAGAAAUACGGUCCAGUCCACAAUGGGCACCAAACGGUCACUCGCGGUGGAUGCUUUGGUUGUUCGAUUAGUACACGAAAGUUUUCAGAACUCCAAUUUAGACAGUUCUGCGUAUUGACGUACCCAUUCAAUUGAAAAUGGGCCUCCUCAGACAAAAUGAUUUUCUCUUAGAAAUCCGCAUCAACUUGGUGGUGCUCCAGCGCAACGACUUCACGGCGCUGGGCAUGGUCCGUUGGCUCGAGUUCUUGCGUCAGUUGAACCUUUUAUGCAUGCAAGCACAGAUCUUUCGUCAAAAGUCGUUGCAGAGUAGGUCUGGUAAGGUUCAAUUCUUGGCCACGAUGUCGAAUGUAAGUGCCUGGAAUCUCGACCACACUUUCCUGCACUGUGACUAUAUUUUCGUGGGACCAAUCAGGACGACGACGAACAGUGUUCUUCACAUUGUUUGUCUCAAAUUUUGUAAUUGCGAACUGUCGACUCAUUUGGCGCAUUAUUGCGACCGAAAAUUGCACGUAACUUGCGAACUGUUUCAACGUUAUUUUCUCCAUUUUUGUAUUUAAACGUUGCUCGUUUGAAUACAGCUCCAUGUCAUCUAAUCGCGUGAUCUGGACAUGACAGCUGUCAUCAAGUAAACACCAUACUAUUUGUACAAAAAAAAAUUGCGGCAAAUUCAAAUCCGGCGCUCUUGUUGGGACACUUUUUGUAUGGAUCAAAACUAAAAUUCCAUGACCGGGCUUGGUCGAUCAUAUAUGAGAUUGAGCUCGAUGUUCCGUAGGAAAUACCUAAGGAGGUAUGAAGAUUCGCGCAAAUCGUAUGUCAAACGUUUUGGCAACUUUCCCAUUUUCUCGCUACUUCUGUCAUUAUGCCCCUUACUCAACUAUUUCAACGUACUCGUACAAUUGUCCAAGGAAGUAAAAAAUGACGGCGAUAUAAUAAUUCGUUCGGCAGAUAUUUCAGUCAAAAUUGGUAUUUUCGAAUUUUUCACUAGUUUAUGGGACUGGCAAUUCAAAUGCCUUCCGAAACAAAACAUGCACAAAAUAAUUAUUUUUUUAUAUUUGGCCUAUGUGAAACGAAUUUUGUACUCGGGCCUUCAAACUGGUCAGAUAUGCCUUUGGAUCCAAUUUACGAUAUUUUGAACCAAAAUUAGCCAAUUUUCAUGAUGCUAAAGAGCGGGUCAUGAGUCAUAUCGGGCUUGAUCUUUUUUCUGCAAAGAUUCUAUUGAGCCAUGGCCCUUUGUAAGAUCUCAAAUUCCUUGGUUUAACUAUUCGCUCUGGGGACGCGCUCAAAGUUUCAAGGUUCGGAAAAAUGUGAAUUUUAGCUUUCUUGGCAAUAUUUCCAUUUGUUCGCUACACCUGUCACUGGAAAGUAUUGAGCCCCGCCAAUAAAUUUAGAAAGAGCCAGUCACGGAUCUGUUUUAUACUAAUUAUCAUAGUCUGUAGUAGGAUCAAGGUGCAUGCUACAAAUGCACCUGACAUAAGCUAAUUUUUCUACAGGUCUGUCAUAAAAUUCAUAUUAUUUCUGUUAUUUUUCGCGAGAGUUUACAGAUAAUUGUAUCGUAUUAGAUGAUUACAAGACAUGGUCCUUCUUUGAUAAUUUGCAAAAAGCGACACAAGUCCGAUGAAGGGAUGUUUGCACCGGUAAUUUGACAAGCAUUGGUAGUCAAAUGAAUCAAAAGUAUGCACUGAGGCUACGCAAUUUUGGCGACAAACAGUGCAAUAUAGUCUUGAAUUCCAGAAUAAAAUUAUCUGAGGAAUUCAAAAAUUUUGAGCCCAAUCUGAGAUAUGACCCACCAAGUCAGAUCGAGAAAUCUUAGUUUUGGCCAAAUUUAGGCACAUAAUAUAUUUGUCACUCGAAGAUACUUACUGCCAGACUACGUUAUCGUUUAUAAUCAUCUGUGAUUUCAAUUAUUAGCUAGUUUAAGAGAGGCAAUAUGCAUCCGCGCAUUGCCUUUAUGGUAAUAGUACAUAUGGCUUCCCGUGCAUAUUUGUGCCAUGAAAGAGGCUUCCUCUAAUGGUCUACAAUCUCGGCCCACCCGAUGUCGCAAGGUGUAUUUCUGGCUCAAUGUCAGAUUGAUUAAUGAGGUGUUUCGACUAGAUCGGCUUCAAAAGCUUUAGGUCUAAAAUAAUACUUUUUUUUUUUUGUGCCUUUGCAAAAUUCAUUCGACUAUAGGAUAGUCAUCUAGAAAACUGUAAAAUUCUUAAGAUUAUAAUAAUUCUAAUUCUAAUUUACUAAAAAUGUUUAUUAUUCAAUUAUCAAAGCAUAUGGAAAGUCUUCAAUGUACAGGGUAACAGAUUUAUUAUAGCAUGAAAAUAUUCUAGUAAGAGCUGUCUAAAGAUGUCCAACGCGACGAGCUUCUGGAUUGGUGUUCACUAUUUCUUCUGAGGUAACCUUUCCAAUUAGUCAACCUUUCUAACGUUUGGACGAUCCAGUGGUGCAUCUGACAGCAAAGUGAAAACUCAUGCCAAACUGACAAAGUAAUCCCAUGGCUAGUACUAUUCAGCAUAUCAGCCUUUCUGGACGGGAAUUCUUAAUACUUUACGUCUGACUGUCCUAUGGUGUGUAUAGAAAAACAAUGUUCUUCGUCAAAAAAUCUUUUUUUUUGUGAAUUUAUAUUCAUUUUCUCUUCAAUUUCAAGUUAACAGAUAAUAGUACGGUACUAAAAUUGCAUGUGAAUAUUCCACUGUAAUGGAAGAAUUACUGUUUUUUUACUUUCUACCUUCAAAAAAUGUUUGCUUUUCUUGAAACCUCAUUCUACAGCAAAUUGAGUAUGGAAAAAAUGGUAAAAUUGGAAGUAAUCAUCUGUACAAUUUUAAUAUAAAAGUGGAAUUAUGAUGUACAUCUUCAGAACUGUAUUAGCAUUUGUUGCGAUUGAAGAAAAAAUGCACAAUGAAAUGCACAGAAGUGAAUUUUUGUCUAAAAAAUUGAAAAUACUACUUUAAACAGACAGUUGGAAAGAAUGGAUAUGCAACCUUAAUACUCCCAACAUCGUUGUUAUCCUAUACUAAAUCUGGCCUACCAGGUAGGUAUACAAAACUUCAAAUCUAGGAAUAUUUUAUCAACGUAUAAACUAUUAUGCUUCAUGCUUCAUUUAUGACUCUAUGUAAUAAGAUAUGUAAGCUCUACCCCUGUCAAAGUCGCUAACAUGAUGACAGUUUGGACGUCUUCGACCUAGAGGCCUUUUGUUAUGUUUAACACUAGUAAAUGAAAGGGCAAUAAUAAAUAUCUGUACUGCUCGGCUCUCAGAAACUGCUUUCUUCACAAAAACUAAGCGACAACAUUUUAACAAAGGUAAACAAAAAUAAAGAUGAAACGUUGACAUUGUUGCUACAACAUGCUUUAUAUGUAUAUGUAUAUGGUAUAUCAUAAGCUACUAAAUGGUUGUUAAAAGUUAACAAGCAUUGGAUCCAUGAACAGGGUUUCUCGAUAGUUUCGCAUAGCUAUUUAAAUAUAUAAAAAUGUAAGAUAUGUAAUAUUAUAAUCUAUAAUUAUCUUGAGGGUACAUCAAAAUAUGAAGUGUGAUAUGUAGAUUUGGAAUAAUAGACAUCAUAGUUACAGGAAUAGGUCUGAAAGCAGAAAAGGUGAUGUUGUUUGUGAUGUUAACAAUUGUUUAAUCAUAUCACAAAGGAAGCUAUCAAAGUUACUUAGUCCUGCUUGAGUAGAAACUCGUCUGUUUUAAUACUUUCCUCUACUUGUUUUAGUAAAAUAUAGUUUUUGUUAAUUCCUAUCGAAGCAUUGAGUUGUAUGUCGUCAUUUAUAAAAGUUUGAACUCGAUAUUCACAUAUAGGGAAAAAUUAACUUCGUAAUUAUGUCAUGACCACAAGGUUCAUAAUCAAACGUAUGUACAUAUAAAUAAAUACUCUAUUGACGUUUCCGCUGGCUAUCCGGCUAAAGUUAAAUAAUGAAUAAACCGAGAUAAUAUUAAAUCUUAAUAUUGUAUAUGGUAGAAAGUAUCCAGUAAGUCCAGGUUUGUAAAAUAUGUUGCCUUUUUGGAGUAUACUCAACUAGUACAGACUACUGUGUGUAAGAAACUGGAAAGACAAUCAUCGUUCGACUUCAUGUAUGUCGCUAUUUUUUUAUCUACAUCUAAUAGAUACUACAUUACUUGUUUAAUAUAGAAACAAAUUUAUUUUGAUCCUUUGCAAUUUAUUGUGUGAUAUAAUCUAGCUCUAAACUGGUCAAAACAUUCAGUCGUUGCCUUUCUAAGCAUCAGGGUUACACACGGCAAGCCACUUCUUCUUAAUAUAGUUGCAAGUGAACAUCAGGAAGUGCACAACAAACAGAAACGGCGAUGAUGCCAUGUACAGAGCUUGCUCUCAAUGUGUUCUAGAACAAAGAAUGCGGCAACCUUAUUACUUAACCGUAAAAUAACAGGGAUAGCGACCUACUUGCUUCAUGUUCACUUGCAGUGGUGGUGUGUGUGUUGCCUAAACAUCAAGAUGCUUGAGCUAUACUCUGUCGCUCUGAUAUAAUGUUAGCAUCUGCUUCAGAGAUGGCACUAGCGAAGACCAUUCAUAGCUUCUCACGACUAAGCUGUAAGUUCUAUAAUAUAGGUCGUUGUGUCAUUCUUCCAGACGUGGCGUUAACAGCGAGUAGGCGCGAUGUGAGACAGCGACUAUCCCUAGUACACAAGUUAUCAUACGAGGGUGGUCCGAUAUGUAUUUAGCCGACAAAAGAAAAACUAAGAUUUUGGAAAAGUGCCGAUCUAUUUCCCAACAUAGUCUUCUCUAAGCUCGAUACACUUGACCCAGUGAUACUCCCACCUCUUUAAGCCAUAUGAAAAAUACGUUUUCUGGAGGUCUACAAAGUAGGCGACGACAACCUCCUCAUUCGACUCAAACUUCUGCCAGGCGGGUGACUUUUCGAAGUUUGGAAACACAAAGAUGUCCCACGGAACCAAAUCUGGAGAAUAUGCUGGAUGAUUCGUAGCCUAACUCGACCAAUUUGGCUGUGGAGGUGUGAUCCGGUGCGUUGUCAUGGUGGAAGAGCAAUAAUUCGGCAUAGGAGGGCCACGUGUCCGUUUUCCUUUCUACAGGUAGACGAUAUAAAUCACACCUUGUGAAUCCUAGAAAACGGUGGUCACUACCUUUUUGGCCGACAGAACAGCUUUCGCCUUCUUCGGUGCACGUUUGCCCGGUAAAGACCACUGCUUCGACUGUUCCUUGAUGUCUGGUGUGAACCAGUGGAUCCUUGUCUCGUCGACAGUUACGAAACAAAACAGAAAGUGGUUUGGGUUGCGCGUAAACAAUGCCCUGAAGUGGUCUCAUCGUUGCGCUUCUUGUCAGGAGUGAGCAAGCGCUGCACCCAUCGGGCAGACAGCUUUCUCGUGCCCAAUAUUUCAUGCAGGAUAUGACCCACGCGAUCUUUUGAUAUGCCUACUGUCUUAGCUAUCUCGCGCAUCUUCAAUCGGUCGUCUGCUAAUACGAGAUUGUGGGUUUUUGUCAGGUUAUCCUCCGUGUAGCCGUAGCUGGGCGUAGCCCAUCAAAAACCGACGUGUGACCAAAUUGAAACUUGUUAGACCAAUUUUUGACAGUUGCCACCUAAGGAGAAGAGACAUCGUACGCAGCAUCCAAACGCUCUUUAAUUUCGCUGCGCGAUUUCCCUUCCAAAAUCGAGAAUCGGAUCACCGAUAUUGCGGUCAAAGCAAAACUUCGAAAUGUACUACACGACAGUAAAUUUCUUUUGGGAUAAUGGCACCAUCGGGCGUUGAGGCUAAGUACUUAUCGGACCGCCCUCGUAGUUAUAAUCUAUACCACGACUGCCCAGUGUUGCCAGGUACAGAAGAUCUAUUUUCGGUAGAAUUUUGACAAAUUUUCCAGUAGAUUGUGAUUUCUUUCAGUAGAUGGAGUACCAAACAGAGGCGUAGGUGGAAGGACCUAUUGACUGAAUUAAAAUGUAUCAAAACAAGAAUCCAAUAGGGAAAUCAACACAAACCCUUCUCUGACCUAAUCAAAAAACGUUUUCUAGCAAAAACAUCCAUAACACGUGAGUGAACAAAUCUUCUUACUGUCACAAACUUUGUCUAUUAUGCUGAAAUUUAGAAAUCGGCAACCACUUUUUAGUUUAACAAGAUUGUGACACCCUUUACAGCACGAUAAUGUUUACAUGUGACUAUUCCCCUCGUCUUAACUUGAACCAAUAAGAAAUGGGCAAUUUUGAAUUACAAAUGGUUUCUAGAUGGAAAAAUUGUAUGACAGCACCUGUCAGCAGUUUUUUUGAGUUCACCCGCGGCAAAACUUGACAGCUGUUGUCACCAAAAAUUAUAAUACAUUUGAUAACAAGUAAUUAUGAUCUCCUAAGUCACUAGAAAAGACGCUAAACACUUUUUCUGAUUUUAUUGUCAAUAAAUUUUGUAAACUACCUGAAUGCAGAAUAAUCUGUAACUCAUGAAACAGUCUUAUCAGACACCAUUCAGACAUCUAAUUGUUUUCUGGGAAAACAAUCGAAAAAACACAAUGCAAAAUAAUAUUUUUUUUAACAAGAUAUUGCUUAGCAACCUGUUUUCUUUAUUUUUUUCAGAAACAUUAGAUGCCCUUAUGAUAUUACUUAUAGUCAAAAUCACGAAAGAUGACUAUUACGUCAUGCCAUAAAUUGUACUGAAGUAAUCAGUGGACUUAGGUCGAUGAUAAAAUCACGAUGUCAGGAACAUAAUGACAACAAACAUAUAUUAUGAUUUUGGCGGAGUUAGGUUAUUACACAGAUUAUUUUUAUUUUCGUUUUAUUUUAUGGUUUUGAGUGAUACUUUAACAAUAAUUUUAGAGGGGAAUUUUGAAAAAAAAACUACAGUUAUGAGUAGAAUACAUGCGCAUACGUGCAAUUUAGCAAUACAGUUUGUUUAGACCAUACAAUUAUGUUUGUCUCUGUCUAACAUAUCUGAAACUUCAUUAAAAAUAUUCACAAAUCGCUGUCGUUUGUCUUUACUACAGACUAAAAUGAUCAUCGUCGUCUUUGGUGAUUUCGACUAUAUUUAAAUACCCUCCAACAGUACAAUAGCAUUUUAGUGAUUUCACAACAGAAAUAAAGGGAUCAAUCACUUCUGGAAUAGAGAAAAGGGUAGUUCAAGAUUUAGUUUUUUAUUAAGGUAAAACAGGAUUAAAAUCGGUACAUCUACCGAAAAAAUCGGUAACCUGGUAACACUGUGGGUAGCUUAUAUCCAUUGGGGCUUUCGGUAAAACUUUCGAGUGUUGACGGUUGAUAAUAUUGGGUCAAAGUAUUUAUUGGUUGUGUUGAAAAAGUAUAGCUGUGCAAUAAUUUUUUGUAGCAUGUAGCAAUGACUAACUAUAAUGCCAUUUGUGCUGCCAAUGCGAAGUCAUUCCUUCAUUUAACUCAAUGUAUCAGUCUCCUGUUUCUCAAAUGUCAUAACUCUCUAGGCAAAUGACACAUCAUCAAAUAAGCAAACCUUGAAGGUAUGACUAUCGAUCUAGGCCUGACUUCCAUUCCAUUCAUCGGUGUUCACUUAGCGUUAUUUACUAUAUCAAAAUGUGAUCAGUGUGGCAUACUCGAUGAAAAUGUUAUUUAUUUUAACGCUAGAUAUAGGUAGAGAACUGUUGAGUGUAAAUUAUUAUUGUAUGUUAAGAGAUUACAGAAGUAUAUGUGCUGUUAAAAUUAAAACUCAUGUUGUUCAUUUAUAUCUAUAUUCGUUUUAGAUACAAUUAUUCGUGCUAUGUAAUACAAAAUAUACAUAAAUAAGCAAUAAUAAUUUAACAAGGUUUUGAAUAUGACCAAAUUUCUGAAAUCAAUAAAUUAAUGGCAUGUCCAAUGUAAGGAUACGAUUUAAAUAAGGUGAGUUGUUUCUGUCACGUAUUUUCAAAAAUGCACAAAUCCAACAUUAUCCGUCUAUUUUUACACACUCUUAGCAUACAGUGUAUGUUAAGAGAUUACAGAAGUAUAUGAGCUAUUAACAUUAAAACUCAUGUUGGUCAUUUAUAUCUAUAUUCGUUUUAGAUAGAAUUAUUCGUGCUAUGUAACACAAAAUAUACAUAAAUAAGCAACAAUAAUUUAACAAGGUUUUGAC
Molecule: messenger RNA, 9527 nt
Organism: Acanthoscelides obtectus
Lineage: Eukaryota; Metazoa; Arthropoda; Insecta; Coleoptera; Chrysomelidae
Source: the annotation of a GenBank genome assembly